Molecule: messenger RNA, 3410 nt
Organism: Cuscuta epithymum
Lineage: Eukaryota; Viridiplantae; Streptophyta; Magnoliopsida; Solanales; Convolvulaceae
Source: the annotation of a GenBank genome assembly
AGAAUUCCCAGAAAUGAUUCUUUGAAGCCCCUCUUUUCUUCUUCCCAUCAGGAACUCAAAAGCUGCUUCCUUUUCUACUCCUGCUGCUACUAGCUCUCAGCCUUUCAAAAUGCAUACCCAAAUCUUUGUUAUUGCUUUUCUCUUCUUCCCGAACUUCAUUUUCUCAGUCAACCAAGAAGUCCUUUACCUGCAUAGUGCGAAGCUCGGGUUUUCCGACCCGAGUGAUGCGCUAUCUAGCUGGAAUGACAAGGAAGACUCGCCGUGUGAUUGGUAUGGUGUUCGAUGUGAUAAAGGGUCUGGAACUGUGUGGUCGGUCGACCUUUCCAAUGCUAAUAUUGCAGGUCCUUUUCCGGUGGUUCUUUGCCGGCUUCAAAAUUUGAGUUUUAUUUCCUUGUACAAUAACUCGAUUAAUUCGAGUGUUCCAGAUGGGUUGUCGGCUUGCAAAUCUUUGGAGCACCUUGAUUUGGCCCAGAAUUUGUUGACUGGGUUGCUUCCGGCGAGCUUGGCCGAGCUUCCUAACUUGAAGUAUCUUGACCUUACCGGUAACAAUUUCUCCGGGGACAUCCCGGCGAGCUUUGGAUCUUUUAGGAAACUGGAGGUGUUGGGUCUGGUUCAGAAUUUGUUCGAUGGGACGAUUCCCGCUUUUCUCGGUAACAUUUCGACUCUCAAACAGUUGAAUCUCUCAUACAACCCGUUUUCUCCGGGCCGGAUCCCGCCUGAGCUUGGGAAUCUCACUAACCUCGAGUACCUCUGGCUCACGAACUGCAAUUUAAUCGGCGAGAUUCCCGACUCACUGAGUAGGCUCACUAAGCUCAUAGAUUUCGAUGUUGCUGUAAACAGUUUGAGCGGCCCUGUUCCGAGUUGGCUCCCCGAGUUAACUAGUGCAGUCCAAAUUGAGCUUUACUCGAACUCGUUAACGGGGGAGCUCCCGGCAGCUGGGUGGUCGAAGAUGACGGAGCUUAGGCGUAUCGACGUGUCCAUGAACCAGUUGAGAGGAACUAUUCCGGCGGAGCUGUGCGAGUUACCGCUCGAGUCGCUGAAUCUCUAUGAGAAUCAGUUAGAAGGUGAAUUGCCGGAGAGCAUUUCAAAGUCACCUGUUCUUUAUGAGUUAAGUCUCUUUCGCAAUCGUCUAAAAGGAAAUUUACCAAAAGAUCUGGGUAGAAACUCGCCGUUACUAUGGAUAGAUGUUUCGGACAAUGCAUUUUCAGGCGAAAUCCCUGAAAAUUUGUGCGGGAUGGGUUAUCUAAUGGAGCUUUUGAUGAUCAACAACUCCAUCUCUGGUGAAAUACCGACCAGUUUGAGUUCUUGCCGGAGCCUAAGACGAGUACGGUUGAGGCACAAUAAUAUCUCUGGCAAUGUUCCGUCUGGGUUCUGGGGAUUGCCCCAUGUCUCUUUAUUGGAGUUGGCAGACAACUCAUUUUCUGGAGAAAUCUCAAAAACUAUAGCAGGUGCUGCAAAUCUUUCUGCUUUGGUUUUGUCUAAUAACAAAUUCUCGGGCAGAAUUCCAGCGGAGAUUGGCUUUCUUGAUAAACUGCUUCAGUUUUCGGGCGAUGACAAUCAGUUCUCUGGCCCUUUACCUUCAACCAUGGUUAAUCUCAGACAGCUAGCAACAUUGGAUCUUCACAACAACAAUCUAUCCGGUGAGCUUCCUUCUGGAAUUCAUUCUUGGAAGAUGUUGAAUGAUCUGAACAUAGCAAACAAUGCCUUGUCUGGUAAAAUUCCGGGAGAAAUUGGAAGUCUGUCUGUUUUGAAUUAUCUUGAUUUGUCAGGAAACCAGUUUUCAGGAAAAGUUCCAGUAGAGUUAGAGAAUUUGAAGCUUAAUCAGUUUAACUUGUCUUAUAACAGUCUUUCCGGGAACAUCCCAUCUAUGUACAAUAAACAAAUGUAUAAGAACAGCUUUCUGGGUAACUCAAGGCUGUGUGGAGACAUUGUGGGUUUAUGUGAUGUGAGAGAUGAAGCAAAAAACACCCGUUCCUAUUAUUGGCUAUUCCGAGCAAUCUUUAUACUUUCCGGGCUGGUUCUUAUCAUGGGGACUGUUUGGUUCUACUUGAAGUAUAAGAACUUCAAGAAGGUCGAAAUGGACAUUGAUAGAUCGAAAUGGACAUUAGUCUCUUUUCACAAGCUAGGAUUCAACGAGUAUGAGAUACUCGAUGCUCUUGAUGAAGAUAACAUCAUUGGGAGAGGACUCUCUGGAAAGGUCUACAAGGUUGUUCUGAACAAUGGGGAAGCCGUUGCCGUUAAAAAGAUUGAGAUUAACAAAAAGUUUGAUGUAGACGUUGAGCAAGGCGGCAACUUUGUUCAAGACGAUGGCUUUGAAGCAGAGAUUGAGACAUUAGGGAAGAUUAGACACAAGAAUAUAGUUAAGCUCUUGUGUUCAUGCAUUACAAGGGAUUCUAAGCUUUUGGUUUACGAGUACAUGCCAAAUGGAAGCUUAGGGGACUUGCUUCAUAGCAGCAAAAGUGGGCUGUUGGACUGGCGUAUGAGGUUUAAGAUUAUUAUGGAUGCGGCCGAGGGGCUCUCUUAUUUGCACCACGACUGUUCUCCUGCAAUUGUGCAUAGAGAUGUCAAGUCAAACAAUAUAUUGCUUGAUGGGGAUUAUGGUGCUAGGGUCGCUGAUUUUGGCGUGGCUAAGGUGGUUGAUGCAACUGAUAAAGGACCCAAAUCCAUGUCCGGCAUUGCUGGAUCAUGUGGCUAUAUUGCUCCAGAGUAUGCAUACACUCUGAGGGUAACAGAGAAGAGUGACAUAUACAGUUUUGGGGUGGUGAUCUUGGAGCUGGUGACAGGGAGGCUCCCGGUGGAUCCCGAAUUCGGAGAAAAGGAUUUGGUGAAGUGGGUAUGCACCACCUUGGACCAUGACGAAGAGGCGGGUUUGGAUCAGGUCAUUGAUCCUAAGCUCGACUUUUGUAAUUUCAAGGAGGAAAUCUGCAAAGUGUUGAACAUAGGACUCCUCUGCUCCAGCACCCUCCCCAUUAACCGGCCUUCCAUGAGGAGGGUGGUCAAGAUGUUGCAAGAAGCAUGUGGUGGUAGUGCUGGCGUCGGCAGCGGCCUCCCCAAAUCAGGAGAUGGCACCAAGGAUGACGGUAAAUUGACUCCUUAUUACUAUGGAGAGGAUACAUCUGCUUAAGAAACUGAAUCCAAGUGUGUUUGGUUGGUCUUCUGAUUGUAAUUUUUUAACAUUAUUAUUGGUACUUUUGGUUUGUACACCUUUUUUGUACAUCUUAUGUAUACACUCUCCUAUUUUACUUGUGUAGACGGAUAAUUCGUCUAAAAAUAUGCAAAAUUUUUAGAAGUUGCGUGUGUACAUGGGUAAGGUGUAAAAAAGGUGUAUAAAAUGGUGUACAUCAAGGAUGUUUUCUUUUAGACCGAAAUUUGCUGGUCUGGUCUGAUUUGGUCUCGACUGUUUAAGUCUG